UUAUUAUAAAUAAAAUGGCUACCAGUGGUACUCCUGGAAAGAGAAAGAGAGAUAUGCGUUCUCUCAAUACUAGCAAUGCUUCACGUGGUGUAUGGCUCGUAAAAGUGCCUAACUAUGUGUCUGAGAGGUGGAAGAAAGCGAAAAAGGACCAGGAACUUGGCAGAAUGAGAAUCACAAGGAAUCCAAAUAAUUCUACAACAGUUCAGUUUUUCUUGGCACCAGAACUCCUUGAAGUAAAAAUGGAAGAUGGUACGGUCACACAAUUACCUAAAGACCAUCGUGUAAAUCUGCAAGAAACAAAACACCAGUCGUUAUCUGUAUUUACCGAAAGCCAAUCAGGCGGUGAUCUUGUGAUAGAAGGCAAGAUAAGUCAAAGAGCUGAAAUACAACCAGUCGAUAGUUCUAUAUACAUGUCACUGAAAAAGCAUCAAAUUCAACAAGCAGAAAAAACGAAAUUCACAGCAAGCCAUCUUAAUGAGUUACCCAGUCACUCGUAUAAGCCUGUAGCUUAUCACCCAGAACACGAAGCAAUUGAGAGGAAGAAGAAAGAGCCUAAGAAAGCCAGAGAUGAUAAAAAUGUUGUCUUUGAUUUGUUAUUCUCUGCUUUUCAGCGUCACCAAUACUACACAUUUAAGGAUCUAGUGGACAUUACUCAACAACCAGCUACAUACUUAAAGGAAAUAUUAAAGGAAGUCUGUAUAUACAACACUAAGUCGCCACACAAAUACAUGUGGGAAUUGAAGCCGGAGUACAGCUUGUCACAACAAUCAACUUCAAAAUCAUAAAAAUAGCAUUUUUUAAAAUAAUUUGAAUCUUAAAUGAUUAUUCGUUGUACUGCCA
This is a messenger RNA of Amphimedon queenslandica, 840 nucleotides long. Its product is annotated as general transcription factor IIF subunit 2-like. The transcript has 6 exons. Gene Ontology annotation, biological process: transcription by RNA polymerase II; transcription initiation at RNA polymerase II promoter. The record is from RefSeq and is a predicted model, not a curated record. NCBI's taxonomy places the organism in Eukaryota, Metazoa, Porifera, Demospongiae, Haplosclerida, Niphatidae. Bases 15 to 785 code for a protein of 256 amino acids. Gene Ontology annotation, cellular component: transcription factor TFIIF complex.